Messenger RNA from Erpetoichthys calabaricus (reedfish), 6197 nucleotides. It is a transcript of the gene agap2, whose product is annotated as ArfGAP with GTPase domain, ankyrin repeat and PH domain 2. Gene Ontology annotation, molecular function: GTP binding; GTPase activity; GTPase activator activity. The record is from RefSeq and is a predicted model, not a curated record. The coding region runs from base 661 to 4026 and encodes 1121 amino acids. The transcript has 19 exons. Lineage: Eukaryota; Metazoa; Chordata; Cladistia; Polypteriformes; Polypteridae. Gene Ontology annotation, cellular component: nucleus.
CCACAUACGGGCGCACACGCGGCUCGCUGCCGCCUGACAGUCUCUCUCGGAUGCGCUCCGUAAUGAGCAUUUGCAAGUCCUUAAGAAGCGGCCGCCUGCUCCUCUCCUCCUCUCCCUCACUCCCUCGCUCUCUCUCUCUCUCUCUCUCUCUCCUCCCGCCAUCGAAGGAGCCUUUUUGUUUGCCUGGCUGCAGUGACGGGGGCGGCUCGUCCGGCUCUUCAUUAUUCCCGGAUUCUCCCGGAGGCGUGCGUCGCUUCAUUCGAGCGCUCGGGCUCCCGUUCGCCUGGCUCUCCUGCUUGCAGCCCGCGCCCCGGACGGAUUGAUUGAAUUGCAAAUCGCCUGCCGCUCGCCGGAGAUGAAUGGGGGAGGUGACGUUGCCUGGGUGAGACUCGACUCCUUCCACCUUCUCCUCGCCUGUCCUGACCGUUCCCCUCACCGGCGCUAGGAGCAUUUCGGUCUUCGUCUACAUGGCGUCGCCCGCUGCCUCGGACACGACGGCGUCUCGGCUGUAGCCCGCCUCGGUAGCGGUGGCCCACCCAGACCUGCGGGGAUGGCGGCUGCUGGGACCGAAUCUGCCAGAUAAGACGUCUCUGCGUGUGUGGUGAGAAGCCAGCGAGCGGACAGGUCACACAUGCACCAGCCUGUGCCACCCAGCUGUCUAUGGUGUGCCGGAUCCCUCCUGAACCCAUGAGCCGGGCAGCGUCUCUGCAGAGGAAGACCACCUACCUGAUCUCGCUCACCCUCGUGAAGCUAGAGGCAGUCGAGGCCUCGGAGGGCGGAGGUGAGGGUGCGGCCCCUGCAGAGCUCGAGGGUGCCUGUGUGCGGGCAGAGGAGCAGGCUGCGGGCACCAGUGCCCAGGAGGGAGACGAGCAGCCCAGCCCUGGCAGCCCCGAGGAUGAAUCACCCAGCCACGAAAAGGCUCCACCACUUCCGGCUGGCGAGCUCUUGGGAAAGCGCCCCAUACAGACCACGCCACGACAAGCGGAGCGCGGGAGACGGGCGCCCCUCUCCGUUGCCCCUGUGACCUUUAGCUGUGCGGGCGAGGACCAGCACUUGGCACCUCUUGGAGUUCUGGAAGGUCCCCGGCCCUUUAGAGGGGUCCGAGAUGUUAAAGCCUGGAGAUCGGUGGAUGUGGACACCUGCCGGAUCCCGGUCCGAGUUGGCCAGAAGCCAGCGCUGCUUCUGAAAUCCCACAGCACCAGCCGACGGGAGGUGCCGCUGCCCACUGCCGCCAAGAGCUUGGAUCGGAGGGAAAAGGCCCCCAAGGCCGGGGGUAACCGCCUGUCCUGGCCGGAAAAUGAGGCCAAGCCCAAGCCGAGACCGAUUAUACCUGCCAGGGGCAGCCCCAGAACAGAAGGCCAUAGGGUCAGGACCACCGUGGCUCCCCUGUCCACAGUCACACUUCUGCCCAAAGCCCCCCGUAAGGGCAAGAGCCAGACACUGGACAAUAGCGACCUUCACGUCCUGGGCAAGGACUACGAAAAAUCCCGGAGUUCGGCACGCGACCGCAAGAUGCUCCGGUUCAUCAGCGGCAUCUUCACCAAGAGCUCGCCGGCGGCGGGACUGACGAGCUACCGGGCCCUGGAGCGGGAGUCGAGUGACGAGGACAUGCCGGAGGCUGCCUUUGUGAAUAACCAGGAGUGGACGCUGAGCCGCAGCAUAUCUGAGCUCCACCUGGGAGUUCUGGGAAGCCUGCGUAGUGGAAAGUCGGCACUGGUCCAUCGAUUCCUCACUGGAAGCUACUUGCCACUGGAGUCACCCGAAGGAGGAAGAUUCAAGAAGGAGGUGGUGGUGGAGGGACAAAGCCACUUGCUGCUUAUCCGAGAGGAAGGAGGACCUCCCGAUGCACAGUUUGCUUCCUGGAUGGACGCCGUGAUCUUUGUCUUCAGCUUAGAGAACGAGUCCAGCUUCCAGGAGGUCUUCCAGCAGUUCACCCAGCUGACCCAACACCGAAGCAGCAGCGAGUUUGCAAUCAUAUUGGUGGGCACUCAGGACAGGAUCAGCGCUUCCAACCCUCGGGUGAUUGAAGAUGGGCGUGCAGCGCAGCUUUGCGCAGACCUCAAACGCUGUGCCUACUUUGAGACCUGUUCCACCUAUGGGCUCAACGUGGACCGCGUUUUUAAUGAAGCGGCUCAGAAAAUCGUGGCGAUCAAGAAACAGAGCGCGCUGAUGGCAGCCUGCAAGUCUCUCCCCAGCUCUCCGAGUCACUCGGCAGGAUCCACGCCCGUCUCCGGACAAAUGGCGAUGCAGACCAGCAAUGGAGGCCACACCAGCGACUACUUCUCCUCUCUGCCAUCCACUCCAAACAUCCCACACCGGGAGCUGCGGGGUGAGCCGGUGCCAGGCUCUGUGACCCCUGGGUCUCUGCACCGUGGCCCUCGCCGGAGGACGUCUCUCUUCACGAAUCGCAGGGGCAGCGACUCGGACAAGAGAAGCCUGGACAGUAAAGGUGACAACAUUGGCAUUGGCCGUGCCAUCCCCAUCAAGCAGAGCCUCUUAUUAAAGCGAAGCGGCAACUCGCUGAACAAGGAGUGGAAGAAGAAAUACGUGACACUCUCGAACAACGGCAUCCUGUCGUACCACUCCAGCGUCCACGACUACAUGCAGAACUGCCACGGGAAGGAGAUCGACCUGCUGCGCACCACGGUCAAAGUGCCAGGGAAAAGGCCGCCACGUGCCAUCUCAACGUGUACAUCUUCAGCGGGCAUCAACGGGCUGGUCAAGGACGUGACAGGCACUUCUGUAUCAGACGCUUCUACCGCCUCCCUCGGAUCCAGCAGCUUGCCACCUCCGGAGGAACCGUCUAAAAUAGAGAAGAGUCUCCAGCGGUGCCCGUCUUCUCUGUCCAGCAAGGGCUCGAUCUUUUCAGUGUCCAUGUCUGAAGGCAGUCCUGCAGCGGAGGGCAUUGGUAGCAGUGCCAGUGCCAAAGACCCACCCCAGUCCCAGCCUUCACCCAUGAUUGAAAGGAAGAAGCAGCGGAGGAAGAAGAGCAUGAACCUGAAGGGCGACACUGCAAUGGGGCAGGCAGAGGCUAAGCGCAAAAUGUGGAAAUUAAAAAGCUUUGGUAGCUUGAGAAACAUUUACAAAACAGAGGAGGAGACCUUCGAGUUUAUGAUCGUGUCCAGUACCGGGCAGACGUGGCACUUUGAAGCACAGAGUCUGGAGGAGAGGGACUCGUGGGUACAUGCCAUCGAGAGUCAGAUUCUGGCAAGUCUGCAGUCGUGUGAGAGCAGCAAGAACAAGGCCAAAAUGGACAGUCAAAGUGAGGCGGUCGCUCUGCAGGCCAUCAGAAACACAAAGGGCAAUCACUUCUGCGUGGACUGUGGGGCGCUGAAUCCCACCUGGGCCAGCCUCAACCUGGGGGCGCUGAUCUGCAUCGAAUGCUCGGGGAUCCACCGAAACCUGGGCACACAUCUGUCUCGGGUGCGCUCACUGGAUCUGGACGACUGGCCACUGGAGCUGACCCUCGUACUCAAUUCCAUCGGCAACGAGAUGGUCAAUAGCAUCUGGGAAAGAAACACACAGAGCCGCAGCAAGCCGAGCCCAGAGUCGUCUAGAGAGGAGCGGGAGGCAUGGAUCCGGGCGAAGUACGAGCAGAAGCUCUUCCUGCCUGUGCUGCCCCCAUCUGACCUGCCAGUCCCAACGAGGCUUCUCAACACCGUGCUGGACAGGGACCUCCAGGGUCUGCUGCUCCUGCUCGCUCACAGCCGGAAGGAGGAGAUCAAUGCCCCUCAGCCACGAGGAGACAAAGACCGGCGCUCUGCACUGCAUGCCGCCUGCCAGCAGCCCGACGUGGUCAUGACUCAACUGCUCAUAUGGUAUGGCAGUGAUGUGAAGGCCCGGGAUGCCCAGGGACAAACAGCAUUGGCAUAUGCCCGCCGGGCAGGGAGCCAGGAAUGCAUAGAUAUCCUCGUCCAGCACGGCUGUCCCAACGAGGGCUUGCCAAUGCUCCCCACACCGAAACUCAGCCGCAAGAGUAGCUCCACGAGCAUCGGAAGAAGCAACUCCCGCCGGGGGAUCUCCUAGCCCAGUGACCUGCGUCCACUAGAAGAAGAGGAGGAGGAAGUGGAAAAGGAGGAGGAGGAAGAGGAGGAGGAGGUCGGGACAUCACGGUGCCCACAUGGACAAGUGAGCCGGGAGCAGCGCCCGUGCCCAGCCUGUCUCAUGGAGCCAGUGAGCAAUCUGUGUCCACUGAUGGCCUGCAGCCGGCCAGGACUUACCUAAGCAAUAGACAAGCAGCGAGGGACAGGGAAGCAAGCCGCGGCCAAGUGGACGCACCCCCCGGAGUCUUGGGGUGACCUCUUUCAAAGGUGAUGUGGAUGGCGCCGUUUACCAUCAGCUUAUUCAGUAUUCCGUCCAAAAGAAGAGCAUCCAUCCAUUACGGUGACCCCUGCCCACUAAGACAUGUUCUUCCUUACAUGAGACCCUCAAUAUCUUGCCCAUCCUUGACCUCCCCUUAGGACAUCUGCCCAUCCUCAGGUGACCCGAUGACCUUCCAGGAGACCAGGAGGCGCCCUUAUCAACUCUUGUGGUCUUGUUCCGCCCAGGAAAGCUGGUGGCCACUGAGAGUCCCGUGUCGGCGCUAUACACGCUUCACGUCCUGUUCCCUUGGGGCCACUUGGCCGGCCAUUCUUCUAGCCCAAGAGACUCUGUGUCCAGCCUUCCAUCUCAGGAGUUCUCGAGUGCUCACUCGCAUGUUCUUUCAGUCCUUCUGCCCACCAUGCAGAUGCCAUUCUCACUGCCCGUGUGUGUCACCUCCAAUCAGGAGACUUGUAUCCACUCAGGUACCCCAUCUUCUUGAAGGGACGUGCGCCUACUCCUGGAGGUCUUCUGUCCAUCUUUCUCAAGGAGUUCAUGGCCGCAGUCCUCUGUCCAGUAGGUUCGCCUCCGCAUCCCGUCCAGUCCUUUUUGUCCACUCCCCCCUUUCCCAGGAGGUCCUUAAUUGACACCCGGCUUUGCACUCCUGUCCUUCUUCUCAAACAAGUGGGUCACCUGAGUCCCGACAUCCCCUUGUGACACUACAAUGCAAGUCACCUCUGCAGAAAAUCCCAGUGGUCAGUGGGCUCAGCUGGACGCAGAACUGGACUGCCCCUGUGUGACGUGGCAGCUUCAUGUAGUGGACACCUCACUUUGGACUUUUCAGAAUCCUCCCGUGUUUGAAAAGAGCGACGGCCGGACAGGGUGGGCGAGGGUGGAACUGCCUCUCCUUGCUAUAUGUCUUGCAUCCUCACGAUUGUGGCAGCAGCCCGCUGACCCUUUAAACCUUGCUGUGCUGAAGUGUCACCAUGUGGCUCAGGUGACCGGCUAGUGGCUUUGCACCUUUACUGGGUUGAACAGGAGGGACGUUGGGACCUCCUGAGGUGGCCGCAUGCUGAAGACCGGUCACCGUGACGACGGGAAAGUGCACUAUAGGCUGAUGAGCAGGUCUGGAGGAGGCGGGGCUUGUGGAGGACACUGGGCGGCGUGGCCACGCCCCCUCCCUACUUGCACAGUUACAGAGGUGUGCAGAUGUGGCUGUGCACAAGCAGAUGGACACAUUUAUGAACACACACACACACACACACACAUGUACAUGCAUAGAAGAAACGGCAGACGCGCAAACACGCAGUUGUAGACACACACACACACUUGACUGCGCACAUGCAGACACACAAUUGUAGACAUUUCAACACACACACUGCACACUCGUGACGAUGCACACAGACAAUACAGGUGACGUCAUUCUAGCACACGCACACCCCAGUGACGCUCACACACACACACAACAUCAGACUAAGCUGCGCACAUGCAGACACACAUUUAUGAACACACACACAAUCCCAGGCACUGUACAGCAAACACACACACACACACACAGAGUUCUACACACCCGUGGUACCCCGAAGCCGCGCGCCGCCCUGCCCUGCUGUCAUUUGUACCCGUGGUUUUGUCGUCCGUGCGUCCAGCUGGGUGUUCUUGACCGUCCGUGUCGGUGCGGGAGACGCUCGUCCUCCGGUUGUGCUGCUGUUCUGUCCAGUGUUUGACUGCCGUGUUUCCUACUUUUUGAUUUUGUACCGUUGUUACUUUUUUCGACUUCAAGUUGUAUAUCGGAGGGGGGGGGGGGUUUGGGGUGGGGGUCAGCGUCUCGUGACCCAUGAACUCUGUGGCCACCAGCGGGGGAGGGGUGCCCUUCCUUUUUAUAAUAAACUUGAUCUGUG